Molecule: messenger RNA, 1352 nt
Organism: Homalodisca vitripennis (glassy-winged sharpshooter)
Lineage: Eukaryota; Metazoa; Arthropoda; Insecta; Hemiptera; Cicadellidae
Gene: Las
Product: lipoyl synthase, mitochondrial
Exons: 9
Coding region: 170-1288 (372 amino acids)
Biological process (GO): lipoate biosynthetic process
Cellular component (GO): mitochondrion
Molecular function (GO): 4 iron, 4 sulfur cluster binding; lipoate synthase activity
Source: RefSeq, a predicted model, not a curated record
UAAUUUUACAUAACAGUAGUAAGUAACCUAUUACAAAAUACGUACAAUACAAAUCAGUCAGUCAGUGAGUGGACAGAGAUAAAACAAUAAUUGUCAUUUAUGUUGUGUAGUGGGUUAACUUUUCUGAAGUGAGGUAUUCAAUACAUUUCACAAAUUAUAUUUACUUAAAAUGAUCAGGAGUUGUUUAUUGUGGCAUUCUCAUCAUGGUAAACUUUCCUACCUGAACUUAGAGGUUAAACGAUGUAAGACCACACUCAGUGAUAAGGUAUUAGCUCAUAUUGCAAAUGGCCCGGGGCUGGAAAAAUUCGUAUCAGAAACAGGUACAACAGAAGAAACUGAUUGGAGUAAAUAUGAUGGGAAAUUACGCAGGGAAAAGGGUGAAGAACAGCGUUUACGUCUACCACCAUGGUUGAAGACAGAAAUACCUACAGGAUCUAAUUUUGCUCGUCUAAAGCAAGAGCUACGUUCCUUAAAUUUACACACUGUCUGCGAGGAGGCGAGAUGUCCCAACAUCGGAGAGUGCUGGGGAGGAGGUACGCACGGAACUGCCACUGCCACUAUCAUGCUGCUCGGGGAUACUUGUACAAGAGGUUGUAGAUUCUGCUCUGUCAAGACAGCACGUGCUCCUCCGCCUCCAGACCCCCAUGAGCCUCUAAAUACUGCCACAGCAAUUGCUAAGUGGGGCCUUGACUAUGUGGUCCUCACGUCUGUGGACAGAGACGACUUGCCGGAUGGAGGAUCCGCUCACUUUGCUGAAACCGUUAAAGAGAUUAAGAGGCAGAAUGCAAACAUAAUGGUGGAGUGUCUCGUGCCAGAUUUCCGUGGAGAUAUUUCAUGUGUCAACACCAUUGUGGAGUCGGGGCUGGAUGUGUUUGCCCACAAUGUGGAGACGGUAGAGAGCCUUACACCCUUUGUGAGAGAUCGCAGAGCCAAUUAUAGACAAACAAUGAGUGUGCUGAAAGCUGCAAAAGAGGUUAAUCCAGACCUUGUCACAAAGUCCUCAAUAAUGUUGGGCCUGGGUGAAACAGACGAGCAAGUCAGGCAGACUAUGGAAGAUCUGCGAUCAGCUGGUGUUGACUGUGUUACACUUGGGCAAUACAUGCAGCCUACCAAGCGUCACCUCAAGGUAGUGGAAUAUGUUACACCAGCUCGGUUCAAGCACUGGGAGACAGUAGGUGCGGAGAUGGGGUUCCUGUACACUGCCAGUGGCCCCUUGGUGCGCAGCUCAUACAAGGCUGGUGAAUUCUUCAUCUCAAGCAUACUGAAGAAACGCAAAGCUUCCAUUUAAUGUUUCUUGUUUUAUGUAGUAAAUGAUCUGGUUGUAUAUUAAUAAUAUUUUUGUUUUAUUUUCA